Messenger RNA from Penicillium odoratum, 4767 nucleotides. RefSeq lists its product as uncharacterized. Gene Ontology annotation, molecular function: guanyl-nucleotide exchange factor activity. NCBI's taxonomy places the organism in Eukaryota, Fungi, Ascomycota, Eurotiomycetes, Eurotiales, Aspergillaceae. The annotation marks the transcript as partial. Gene Ontology annotation, biological process: regulation of ARF protein signal transduction. The record is from RefSeq and is a predicted model, not a curated record. The transcript has 5 exons.
GCACAUCUCCCGGCCGAGAUGCUCGAUUCAACCAUGUCAGAGCCUUUACCUAUUGCCAUAGACCCCGUGGCCCUGGUGACCACAGAAUGCAUCACCGUUACCUCGUCCAUGCGGAAGCAUGCCCGCUGGGCGCACUCCUCCGUCUCCGCCAUCCUGGGCGGCAAUGGAGGCACCCGCGUAUACGAUCGGGACUCCUCUGCACCUCCAAGUCCGCGCAAAAGCCCACAAGAAUUUCACAGUGAUGAAGACCAUGCCCUGGCCAAUCGAUGGGGCCUGCGAGGGAAGAAGGGGAAGAGCAUGCAGGAUAACCCGUUGAUAUCGGCCUUUACCCGCCUGCGGAGUGAUCUCAAGGGCUGCAAAGACAUUCGCGCCUUUGAUACUCCCGCCCUACUUCAUCCUUUCUUGCAGGUUAUCCGAUCCUCCUCGACCUCUGCCGCUAUCACCUCCCUUGCCCUGAUCGCCGUGACUAAGUUCUUUUCCUACAACAUUGUCAACCGGGACUCUCCUCGACUUCCCAUGGCCAUGCAACUCUUAUCAGCCGCCAUUACACAUUGCCGCUUUGAAGCCAGCGAUUCUUCUGCGGACGAAAUUGUCUUGCUGAGAAUCCUGAAGCUGAUGGAGGGUAUGCUCUCUCGACCAGAAGGGGAACUCCUUGGGGACGAGAGUGUCUGUGAGAUGAUGGAAACAGGCCUCAGCAUGUGCUGUCAGAGUCGAUUAUCUGAGGUAUUGCGAAGGUCUGCGGAGAUGGCCAUGGUCAACAUGUGCCAGGUCAUUUUCACGCGCCUAUCAUCCCUCGACCAAGACACGCCGACCGGGCCUAUCCCAUUCGCAGACGAAAGCACCAAGAAGGAUACAUCCAACCUUAAAAUGGAUCCAUCUGUAAAUGGUGACACGGUUACUUCACAACACAAGUCUGUGAUGAGCUCAGAUACAGCAACCGCAGAUCGAGACAGCACCAGCACAGAGGGAGCACACGAGCAGACCGGUAAUGGGGGAGCGGCAGCCGCACCCCCAAGCCCGCAAACUGGUGAUGAGAGCGGAGAAAUACAACCAUACUCUUUGCCCUCCAUCAGGGAGCUUUUCAGGGUAUUGAUUGAUCUUCUCGACCCGCACAACCGGCAGCACACUGACACAAUGAGGGUGAUGGCCCUGCGUAUCAUCGAUGUUGCUUUAGAAGUAGCUGGUCCCUCUAUUGCUCGUCACCCAAGCUUGGCUGCUUUGGCCAAAGAUGAUCUUUGCCGUUAUAUCUUCCAGUUGGUUCGUUCUGAACAAUUGGCGAUUCUCGCUGGAUCUCUCAGGGUUGCUGGUACAUUAUUGUCGACAUGUCGACCCGUGUUGAAGCUUCAACAAGAGCUCUACUUAUCAUACCUAGUGGCUUGUCUCCACCCGCGUGUUGAGAUUCCACGGGAGCCUGGUAUUGAUCCGUCUCUUUAUGAAGGCGUGCCGCAAACCCCAAAAUUGGUCAAGCAACCGGCAUCGCAGAGUAACAGCGGCAGAACAACACCGGUCCCGGUUAAGGAUCGGCAGAAACUAGGGCUGGAAGGCGGUUCGAGAAAACCAGAAGCUCGUGAAGCAAUGGUUGAAAGUAUUGGUGUAUUGUCACGCAUCCCAAGUUUCAUGGUCGAACUUUUUGUGAACUAUGACUGUGAAGUCGAUCGAGCCGACUUGUGUGAGGACAUGAUUGGCCUGCUCUCUCGAAAUGCGUUCCCCGACUCUGCAACAUGGAGCACUACAAAUGUCCCUCCACUCUGCCUCGACUCUCUUCUUGGGUACGUGCAGUUCAUUUACGACCGGAUGGAUGAUAAACCGAUACCUGGGGACUACCCUCCACGAGACCGCCUUCGAAACCAGCGCAAAACGAAGAAACUUAUCAUCAAGGGAGCUCAAAUGUUUAACGAAAACCCGAAGGCUGGAAUUGCCUACUUAGCAGAGCAUGGCAUUAUUGAGGACCCAAGCAACCCUGUUUUGGUUGCUCGAUUUUUGAAAGGCACAGCCCGCUUGUCCAAGAAGGUACUUGGAGACUUCAUCUCAAAGCGUGACAAUGAAGAGUUGCUGGGUGCGUUUGUGGAUCUUCUUGACUUCUCAGGAAGGAACGUGGUGGAAGCACUCCGGGAGUUACUCAGCUCUUUCCGACUACCGGGUGAGUCGCCGCUUAUCGAAAGAAUCGUCACAACCUUUGCAGAGCACUAUACCGAAAAGGCGCAGCCAGAAGGAGUCGCGGACAAGGAUGCUCUUUACAUUCUUACUUACGCCAUCAUCAUGCUGAACACGGAACUGUACAACCCCAAUGUAAAGUCACAAAAUCGCAUGUCGUUCUCUGCCUUCGCUAGGAACUUGCGCGGAGUCAACGGCGGCGGUGAUUUCACCGAGGAAUUCCUACAGGAAAUCUAUGACUCCAUCAAGAAUAACGAGAUCAUUCUUCCUGACGAGCAUGAGAACAAGCACGCCUUUGAUUACGCAUGGAAAGAGCUACUUCUAAAGUCAUCGGGUGCUGGUGAUAUGGUUGUGGGGGAGACCAACAUGCACGAUGCCGAUAUGUUUGAAGCUACGUGGAAGCCAGUGGUAGCAACAUUAUCUUAUGUUUUUAUGUCUGCAUCGGACGACGCAGUUUAUUCUCGGGUCGUCAAUGGUUUCGACCAAUGCGCACAAAUUGCAGCUCGGUAUGAUUUGACCGAGGCGUUCGACCGUAUUAUCUACUCUUUAGCCUCUAUCAGCACUUUGGCCACUAACAAGCCGCCAAGUACUGCGCUUAACACCGAGGUACAGGCAGGCAAAAAGAGUGUCAUGGUGAGCGAGCUAGCUGUCAAGUUCGGAAGGGAUUUCAGAGCACAAUUGGCCACUGUCGUUCUUUUCCGUGUUUUAUUGGGCAAUGAGUCUGCUCCUAAUCAGGGCUGGGAACACAUUGUCCGCAUUCUCAGCAACUUGUUCAUCAAUUCCUUGAUCCCGCCUUUUGACUCUACGCUGACGGCUGAGCUUGAUGUCUCCCCUAUUCCAUUACAACCCCCAUCACUGGUAGUGGAUCGCGACAACCGUGUUAAUGACUCGGGAUUGUUAUCUGCAUUCACAUCUUACCUCUCCAGUUACGCGGCUGAUGAUCCACCUGAGCCGUCAGAUGAGGAGCUUGACAACACUCUUUGCACAGUGGAUUGCGUCACUGCAUGCUCGAUAUCAGAAAUUUUGACCAAUUUCAAAUCUAUUCCUCUGUCAUCUCUUGUGAAGCUUGUGGAGGCAUUGCUAUCUCAACUACCGGAGGAGAAUGCACCUGCAGUCAUUGUUGUGAAGCCGGAACGAUUAAGCCCCGUAUCAAGGCCCACAGGCGCCAGAGUUGACCCGAACCAGCCGAAAUACGAUCCAUCAAUGAUUUUCAACUUGGAGUUGGCAACUGUGCUCACUCUUCGCGAUAAUGAAACUCUUGAGACUCUUGGCGAAUUACUUGCGACUACCCUGCAGACUUUAGUGCGAGACGCUAAGAAUCUCCAUCCGUUGACUAUGUCACGCAUUGUCUCUUACCUUCUCAAUCUUUUACGACUCAGCCAUGAUCAGCACUUCCUGCGAGUACCGGUUGUGCUCCAUGCUAUCUCUGGAUAUGACCAAGACAUCUUAGAAACACUUGCUGUACCAACAGUGAGGGGCCUUUCGCGAUGCAUCGCUCACCCCGGCCGUUUGCGAAACGAGAUCACAAUUUCUCCAGAUUUCUGGUCUAUUCUCCAGAGAUUAAUUCAACACGAGGAGUCUGCCCCUAUGGUCUUUGAACUCUUCCAGAGCAUUGUGAAGUCAAUGCCUGACAUCGUUACCGCCGACAAUUACAAAUCUGCCAUCUCCCUUGCAAAUGACUUUGUCAGCGCAGCGCAUGUGGGGUCUAUUACCGAACGUCGGAGAGAUGGCCACGCUCGGAGAACUAAGGGUAUCAAGCAGCCCAAGUCUACCGAAAAUCAAAUUGUCACCCGCGGGGUCAAGGCAAUCGGUUUAAUCUACGAUUUGACAGCUCGGGUUCCCACGCUCAUCAACCAGUCUCACCUUGAGACACAUGAAGCAGCCUGGGCCGCUUACUGGUAUCCGAUUCUCCAAAACCUUUCAGGCCAGUGUAUAAAUCCAUGCCGUGAUAUUCGACACCAUGCUAUCUCCACCCUCCAACGGGCUCUUCUGUCUGCCGAGUUAAUAUCCGGCGAUGACCAGGAAUGGACCACCCUAUUCGAUGAGGUCCUUUUCCCACUCAUCUUGCGCCUUCUCAAGCCUGAGGUGUAUCAUUCCGAUCCUGUUGGUAUGAGCGAGACCCGAGUUCAAGCAGCAACAUUGGUUUGCAAGAUCUUCCUGCGCUUCCUCGAUCAGCUUCCUAACCGAGAGGGGAUGCUUCCUCUCUGGCUCCAAAUUCUCGAUAUCCUCGACCGUAUGAUGAACAGCGGUCAGAGCGAUAGCCUCCAAGAAGCGAUUCCCGAGAGCUUGAAGAAUAUCCUUCUGGUCAUGGCCGAUGGCGGCUACCUUGUCCCUCCGGCUCAGGACCCUAAGAAAGAGGAAAUGUGGCUGGAAACUCGCAAGCGUCUCGGACGAUUCCUACCCGAUCUUUUCGCUGAGAUUUUCCCCGACGCGGGUAAGGAAGGUGAGAAGUCUCAGCCUGGCUCUGGGGUCACGUCUCCAGCAAAGCUGAGCCUCGAUGCAACAAAGGAGCGUGAUGAAACUGCUACACUGUCGACACCUGCCGUGGAACAGACAACAGAGACUGCUGCCGACGAGAAAUCUGCUCCUACCGAGGAGGUUGCUUCGACAUAA